Molecule: messenger RNA, 1476 nt
Organism: Adineta steineri
Lineage: Eukaryota; Metazoa; Rotifera; Eurotatoria; Adinetida; Adinetidae
Source: the annotation of a GenBank genome assembly
AUGGUUGACGCUGCUUUUUAUCGAGCUGAUAUCAAUCGAAACAACUCAUUAGAUUUAAAUGAAUUUCGUAGUUUUGUUGAACAAAACAAUGGUGGUAAUGGUUUUACAUCACAUUCAUCAUCACACGAAUCAUCAUCAACAGCAGGACCAUUUGGUGGAGCCCAUUACGAAGCUUCUUAUCGAAGUGAAGCUGAUUCUGGUUUAGCAGGUGGUGUUAAUGGUAGUUAUAACAGUACAUCAUCAUACUCAGCUAGUAAUACUGGAUAUGGUGUUGAUUCUGGUUUAGCUGGUGGUGUAGGAUAUGGUGCUGCUGGUUUAGUUGGUGGUGGUGCAGGAUAUGGUGUAUCAUCAACAGAAUCUGUAAAUUCAGCUGCUGUUCAAUCUUAUGCAACAGAUUCACGAGGAUUAUUUCAAGAUAGUAAUCCACAAAUUAUUCGUCGUCCAGCUCCCAAUGGUCCAUUAACUUAUACACAAAAUAUUCGAGUACGAUUUCUUCAACCACCACCAAUUCCACCACCAGGCCCACUCAUUAUAAAAGAAGUGCGUCCACCUCAACCACCUCCACCACCACCUCUUCGUAUUCGUCAACAAGCUCCUCCACGUCCUCAACCACCUCCACUUGUCUUACGUGAACGACCACCAGUACCACCACAAAGUGUUGCUUCACAAACAGUUAUUCGUCGACUUGCUGCAUUACCUGUUCCACCACGAUCAACAAUUAUCGAACGUUUACCUGCUGCUCCAGCACGUCCUCGUGAUAUCAUCAUUGAACGUUGGGUACCUUAUGGUGCAGCUGCAAAACGUCGUACUAUUGUUCAACGUGCUGCAGCAGCUCAACAGUAUGCACGACCACGCAAUGUUAUUAUUCAAUAUGAUAAUGUACAAGCUCGUAUUGUUCGUCAGUUCCAAAAAUUAGGUGUACAACUUGAAAAUCCUGUAGCAUAUGUACAACGAUAUGGUGCUCAACUUCUUGAUUCAGUAACACUUGUUCAACAAGCACGAGCAGCUGGUGUUACUGAAGAUAUUUCACCACCUGUUGUUGCUGGUUCAUUUGCUGCUACUGAAGGUCAAUUUUCAUCAACUGGUGGUGCUACAGGUGCUGGUGGUCUUACUGGACAAGGUUAUGGUGGUAUUGCUGGUGAAAUGAAUUUUGAAGCUACUGCUGGUGGUGUUGGAUCACGUGCAAAUAUUGCUCAUUCAGCGUAUGAAGCUCAUGGUGGUGGUGUAGUUGGAAUUGAUUCACCUGCAGCUUUUAGCAGUCAUGUUGGUGGCGCCGGUGAAGGACCAACUGGUUUUGGAGCUGCUCCUGUACUUUCAUCAGCUUUUAGUGGUUUUGGAGAAUCUGUAUCAACCUAUGGUGCUGGUUCCAAUGUCGGACCAGGUUCAGGUUUUGCCCCAUCAACUCUUUUCAAUGCUGCUGAUUCUAAUCAUGAUGGUGUUCUCUCACAGAGAGAAUUCAAUGCUGCUGGUUAUUAA